CAUAUUUGCUAAUAAAAUAACAUGAGGUAGUUUUUUAGCAACUCGAUACAAUACAGGGGUACUAAAUGCAAUAAACCCGUGUUUUCAUGCUAUAAAUAGCUUUUCACGAGCUUCUCAUAGGCCAAAAACAUUCUUGAAAAUAACAAUUAAUAAAAACAAAAAGAUGGAGAUGGGGAAAUUGAUAAGGGCAUUUGUUUUGGUAGUUUUGUGUGUGGGAAUGUUGACAGAGAGAUCAACUGCCUCUUUCAAAGAUUGCUACACAAAGUGCUUCAUCUUCUGCAUGAUCGAGCCUACGCAGACACUUUGUUCGUGCACCACGCAUUGCUUGAAAGAUUGCAUCUUUCAAGAGAUUCAGAACGAUGCUAGUGAAGAUUCCGACAACCUCGGAUUCUGCAAACUCGGCUGCGCUUUCUCCAUGUGUUCUUCUUUCAGCACCAAACGAACUCCCAAUGGAGAAAAGGUGGAUGGAUGCGUGGGAUCCUGCUCCAACAAGUGCGUCAAGAGCUACUCAUCGUCACCUUAGAAGAUUUUCCGAUCGAUUUCAUGAAUGUUUUUAACUUCAUUUUUUAGUCGGAAAAUUAAGGUGUUGUUGAUUAAUUAAACAUCAGUAUUAAUCUUAAUCCAUUUGUAUACCUUCCUCCAGGGGGUUAUUAGUAUCUUGUAAUCUUUCUGUAGAUUCGAGAUUGAUUGUUCAAAGCUUGUUUGAGCUCGAUUUCUAUAAUCUAUGAAGUUCGGCUCUAGCUUGAAAUCGAU
Messenger RNA from Erythranthe guttata (spotted monkey flower), 753 nucleotides. RefSeq names its product thionin-like protein 2. NCBI's taxonomy places the organism in Eukaryota, Viridiplantae, Streptophyta, Magnoliopsida, Lamiales, Phrymaceae. The record is from RefSeq and is a predicted model, not a curated record.